Molecule: messenger RNA, 873 nt
Organism: Dinoponera quadriceps
Lineage: Eukaryota; Metazoa; Arthropoda; Insecta; Hymenoptera; Formicidae
Product: odorant receptor 4-like
Exons: 5
Biological process (GO): sensory perception of smell; detection of chemical stimulus involved in sensory perception of smell
Cellular component (GO): plasma membrane
Molecular function (GO): olfactory receptor activity; odorant binding
Source: RefSeq, a predicted model, not a curated record
CCACGGAUUGGAAGGAAGCCGCNCGAUAAGGCUACUCUAUCGCGACGUUUUUGCAAUUUAAGUAUUGGCGUUCAAGUCGCAACAGCGGUUGCGUUCUUCAUAUCUAUUCUAGUGCAAAUCAGCCAGAACAACGUCGACGAGGACGGCACGCAAAUUCGCGAGUUUACGAUCAAGAUGCAACUGCCGUUCGACUGCAAUCAGUCACCGCGGUAUGAAAUCGUUCAAUGCCUGAGUUUCAUACAUAUGAUGUCGACAGCAAGUUUGAACGGCAUGAUGAACUCGCUGGUCAUCACGUUCGUUUUUCACGCAUGCGGCCAAAUAGAAAUCCUAUGCGACGCGUUGAACGAUUUUUCCUCCAGCAAAUGUAACCAACGCUUGACGUCCUCCACCGCGGGCGAAUUGGUAAACAAGCAUCAAAAGAUCAUUUCCUUCUCCGAGAAGAUUGAGAGAAUUUUCUGUUACAUCGCACUGAUACAAUUCAUGUUAAGUUCGUUGGUAAUGUGCUGCUUGGGAUACAUGUUGGUGACAAAAAUUAGCAAAUCACAGGAAGUUGGAUCGAUCGACAAUAAAGUUCUGAUAAAAGCUGCGAUGUUUUACAUGGCCGCCAUGGUCGAGGCAUUUAUGUUCUGCUUUUGUGGAGAAUACCUCACCACUAAGAGUAAAAUGAUCAGCCACGCGUCCUACAACUCAGUCUGGUACGAUUUGAAGCCCGAACAGAGCAAAGUCAUCUUGCUUAUUAUGUUGAGGUCACAAAAGUGUCUUACCAUCACGGCCGGGAAAAUAAUGGAUCUGUCUUUGGAAAAAUUUACGAGCAUCAUGAAGGCCUCCGUUUCAUAUAUAUCAGUAUUGCAUGCGAUGUCUUAAAGUUUGGAA